Molecule: messenger RNA, 1355 nt
Organism: Diachasma alloeum
Lineage: Eukaryota; Metazoa; Arthropoda; Insecta; Hymenoptera; Braconidae
Gene: Rnf146
Product: E3 ubiquitin-protein ligase RNF146
Exons: 5
Coding region: 182-1144 (320 amino acids)
Biological process (GO): Wnt signaling pathway; ubiquitin-dependent protein catabolic process
Cellular component (GO): nucleus; cytoplasm
Molecular function (GO): ubiquitin protein ligase activity; poly-ADP-D-ribose binding; zinc ion binding
Source: RefSeq, a predicted model, not a curated record
ACGGUGCUCACGAGGAUCGCCAUUAGCACACUGUCACACAACAGCGUGUCUGUACGUGUUGUGUUUAUAUUUACGUCCAUUUCCUCGAAGUGAACCCAAGUCCGUUGUUCUUCGUCUUUUGUCCUCGCGUUUACACAUUACACAUAGUUUAGAUAAUCAGCAUCAUCAGCACCUCGGACCAAUGGCCCAAGCAGCGGUGGAAACCGUAGACCUGACCGAGGAGACAAUAAAAGAGGAGAAACAAGGAACGUCCACGUCCUUGGAGUGCGCCGUUUGCCUGCAGCAAUGCAUUCACCCUGCAAAAUUACCGUGCACACACAUUUUUUGCUACCUCUGCGUCAAGGGGGUAGCUAAUCAGAGUAAAAAGUGCCCGAUGUGCAGACAAGAAAUUCCAGCGGAUUUUGUGGAGAGACCACAGCUGGUGGAGAUCGAGGAGUCCAAGGUGCCAGGAACUGAGGAGGAGUAUCAAUGGUUCUAUGAGGGAAGAAAUGGUUGGUGGAGGUAUGACCCCAGGACAAGCAGUGACCUCGACACAAUUCACAAACUCGGGUGGUGGCAGUAUGACCCCAGAACGAGCCUAGAACUCGAGACAGCUUAUAAACAAGGGAAGAGGACCUGUGAGCUCCUGAUAGCAGGUUUUCUCUACAUCGCAGACUUCGGUUCGAUGUUACAGUUGAGGAGGAAUGAUCCGUCCAGGCAUCGACGAAUUAAACGAGAUCUUCACAAUGUCCCCAAGAAAGGUGUUGCUGGGCUGAGGUUGAAUCGAGAGGAGGAGCCUGUUAUCAGGGAGAUCAGAGGGGCUGAAAGACCUGCCAGUCCAGCUAGUGAUACGAUGGGCACAGGGGAUGGAACAAACACACCAGUACCCCCCAGCAACACCCCCCAAACACCAGCUGGAAAUGCGAGUGGCGAUGCAACACCCCUGACUGACAGAACGGAACAAAGACAGGACUCUUUACACCAGGUUUUAGAACAAAUGCGUUCAUUAAUGCUAAGGGGCGACUUCACCCUUAAUAGUGAUAACGAUCUUGAAGAUACGAACGACGCUGGAUCAUUUUCAGAUAAUCAACGUACAGUGCUGUGGGUCCCAUCGUCAAAUCCAGAUACAUCUGCGUACACCGACGAAGAUGAGGAUCAUCUUUAAGUCCAGAAAUUGUGAUCGCUAUCAUCCAUUCGCUAGGCCAAGGGCAGACAGACGUUGAACCUCGUCAUUUGCAUCCUUUUUCAUCUUAUUUAUUCCAAAAAGACAUAUUUUUAUCAUUAUUUUGUUUGUUGCAAGAGAAAAAAUAUUUUCGUCAUUAUUACUCGUUCGUUGUGAGAGAAAAAUCCAAAGAGAAAAACAAAACUAUGAAAUA